UAUUGUAUCUGAUUACUCCCUAAUGAUUUGUUCCAUUGCAUCUGUCUGCUAUUGUCCCUGUAGGUCCUUUUUGUAGACAGGAACAGGGAAAUCUCUGCCACUGAGGGUUUUUGGUCCAUGGAAGAUUGUGCUUGUCAGUGAGCAUUUGUGAAAAUUAAGGACUGGAGGAUUAAGAAGAAUGUAAUUUCAUUUGCUUCUUACCAGGGUCUGACUUAAUUUUCAUUCUCAGACUUUGCUUGAAGUAUGAUUAAGACUAUGGACAGCUCUAGGAGGGCUUAGAGUGUUUAAAGAAUACAGUUGCUGAUUAAAAUGUUAAUACAGAAUGGCUUUGGCAGGGGAUUCAGCUUUCUGAGUUGGGUCUGAGGUUUUCCCCCUGCCUCCAGCUCCUCUGGUGGGAUGCAAUGUUGCCACAGCCCAUUCCUGUUAGCCUGGUGUGUUUGUCCAGUUUUCUGCCUCUUCCAUAAAAGAUGGGGAUUGCUGGACCUGGUACACACUCAGCAAGUGCUGCAGCAAAGAAAAGUGACAAAAAGUGUUUAUUUGAUGACUUUAUUUUUGUGUCUCGGAUCAAUGUGUCCUCUCACAACUGGAAUUUUAUGGAGAAGCUUACCAGCAAGAAGCUGUGUCCUGAUGAUGACUGUGUCUACACCAAUUCCCUUGCCAGAGCAGAAGAGGAUUAUAAUGCUUCAGACUGCAGUUUCAUUAAUAUUAAGAAGGGCCAGUGAAUUUCUGUUCAUUCAAAACUAAUGAAUGAAGAAGACUCUGGGGAAUUCUGGGCUGCAAGUGUAAGAGUUGAUUCUUGGGAAUAUGAACAAACUAGAAGUAGAUUAACACACACACAUUGCUGUCAAGAAAUGGUUGCAAAUGCUGAGCUGUUGUGGGGCUUAAAGCAGCAACUUAGUUUUAAAAGUGAAUGUUUAAACUGGUUGAAAAGGCUUGAAGGGCUUUUGAUAAACCAGCUCAAAGCAGAUGAGGAUUGUUUUAAGGUAUCUCAUUAUACACCUCCUUGCUUGAAAGUUUAUGGAGAACAGUAUGAAAACUAUAUGGGGACAGUUGGUUAUUUCCCUAGCAGUUCAGUGUCAGAACAACAUGUCUAUCAAGAGGCAAGUCAGCCUGUCCCUACAAGGGUGAGGAAUUUACAAAGGCCCAGCUGGCUACAGAAUUAUAUAUGGAUAUUCUCAGUUCAUUCAGAGAGAAAGGAGAGGUUUUUGCCAGGCUAGGGCCUGGGAAAGAGUUUCAAAGGAAUGUAAAUAAUUUUCUGUCUCUCUUGUUGUUCACAUUGUUUAUAGAUAUGUUCUGCCACCGUGUGCCAUUCAGCACGCACCAAUGGUUGAGAUGUUUUUACUUGAAGACCAAUGAAAUUGGUCUGCAGGAUGUUCUCUAUAAAAAGAGCGAUGUAUUUGAAAUACAGUUGUUGAGUUCAGUUCUUUCA
Taeniopygia guttata (zebra finch) is the source of this 1429-nucleotide messenger RNA. NCBI's taxonomy places the organism in Eukaryota, Metazoa, Chordata, Aves, Passeriformes, Estrildidae. The record is from RefSeq and is a predicted model, not a curated record.